AAAAAUCUUAUAUUUGACACAUGGCGGGAAAUAAAGUUACAUCAAAUUAUUGAAAUAUGUCAGAAAUUGACGAUUUAGAUGUACAACAAAGAUUAAAGAAUGCAUUAAAACGAAGUCGAUUAACAACUUUAAAGUCCAUCCUGUAUUUAACUGAACCGGUUGGUAAUCUUGGGGCAGAAGAUAUUCAAACAAUUAAGAUUGCAGCUGCUAAAAAACUGAGUGUUUUGAAACCUGUAACAGCUCUAGAAUUACGCAAUUCUCCAAGGGAAAAUCAAAGACUUACAACUGGAUGUGGUGUGCUUGAUCAAGCAUUGAGAGGUGGUCUCCUGUGCAGGGGUAUUACAGAGAUAUCUGGAGAAAGCUCUAGUGGGAAGACCCAGUUUGCUCUGCAGCUCUCACUCACAGCACAACUGGCUCCACGUUAUGGGGGCCUUGAUGCAGGUACACUGUACAUCUGCACCGAGGAUGCCUUUCCAAGCAAGAGGCUGUAUCAGAUGAUUGAAAACUUCACAAGCCGGCAUGGGAAGAAGCUGUGUACCCAUGGUAACCUAGGGGACAAGAUCUUCAUAGAGCAUGUGCCAGACUUUGAUGGCUUGAUGCACUGUAUAACCCACAAAGCUCCAGUGUUGCUGAAAUCUGGGGCCGUCAAGUUGAUUGUGGUUGACUCUGUAGCGGCCCAUUUCCGUAGUGACUAUGAGGGACACGAGAUGUACAAGCGGGCCCAGCACAUCGGGGCUCUUGGUACCCUGCUUUACACUCACAGUCAUGAAUACAACAUUCCUGUUGUCUGUAUUAACCAGGUGACCAGUUCCAUGAAACCUGAAGGUCGUCAGCUGAUCCCCUCCCUGGGGCUGUCCUGGUCAAGCCAGGUGACCAUACGCAUCAUGCUGACCCGGACUGACCGCUCACUGACCAUCCAGCAGGAUAGUGCCCGUGGCCCCUUGGAAACCGUUGUCAGGGAGAUGGAGAUAGUUUACGCCCCACACUUACCUCCAUUGACUGUGCCUUAUGUUAUUGACCAUGAGGGCAUGAAAGGAUUUGCAUGAUAAUAUUUAACUUUACAAGAGUUAAAUGGACAAGUUUUUCAAUGUAUAUACAUAAUGUGACACAAUCAUGCUAAAAAUACCUUCAGUAAUAUACCGUAUCAAUUUCUGUGACAUAUUUUUAUGCUACACCUUUGCCUAUUGCUAAGGUAUUCUAAUAUUCUGUUCAUUGCUUUGUUAACUCCUAAAUAACAGUAUCAGGAACAAGCCCACAGACUUUUUGAGUAAAGCAGGUCAACCAAUGAUCAUGGAAUGUUUGGGUUAUCUGAUUUAAGUUACAUUGUAAUUUUAUUGUAACAUUUACUUUUGCACAACAUAAUCCACACAUUUUUGGGUCUACCUACAUUGGCUUGUUUUAGUUAACUUUGUUUUAUCCUUAGCAGGUGCAUUCACCAAGGUUGACCAUUUUUCAUUGAAUCUUUACCAAACUUGGACAUAAUGUACAGUUUAUUGGCAAGAUAUCUCUCAUAAGUUUGAUAACCGCCCUGAUUGCUUCGAGUAUUAGCCAUGUAAUAUUCAAAAUUUGACCAAAGUGACCGUGUUCACUUUUCUUUAUCAAUUUUAGUUACAAUGUUUUAAGCAUUAUAUCUCAUAAUCUGUAAUGACCUUUUAAUAACCAAACUGAUCCCUAAUAGUAAAAAAUAAUUUUUUAGAGUAAUGGCCCUUUACUUUUCACAAGUUGACCAAGGUGACUGUCCGCUCUCAAUUGUUAUUCCAAUCCAUCCAAAACAUGGUUACACAUUUAUGGAAAAAAUAUAUCAAGUGAGUUUGACAACCCGCCUUAAACAUGUAUGGUUGUCAUGCUUUGGGAUGAUCCUUUCUUCGAUAAUAAUUGUUGGACUUAAGAAAAACAUGUUCCACUUUAAUGGUUGAAAUUAUUUUUAAAGCUUAGUGUAAAUGAAGAAUAAUCCUUGUUAUGUUAUUUUUGAGAGAUGUUAUUUUGUUACGGACUGUUUAUAUGUAUGAUGCAUUCCUUAAAAGGGGGGCAUAAUAAAUGAAAUAAAUUUGA
Molecule: messenger RNA, 2052 nt
Organism: Mya arenaria
Lineage: Eukaryota; Metazoa; Mollusca; Bivalvia; Myida; Myidae
Product: DNA repair protein XRCC3-like
Exons: 7
Coding region: 57-1046 (329 amino acids)
Biological process (GO): double-strand break repair via synthesis-dependent strand annealing; telomere maintenance via recombination; resolution of mitotic recombination intermediates
Cellular component (GO): Rad51C-XRCC3 complex; replication fork
Molecular function (GO): ATP-dependent DNA damage sensor activity; four-way junction DNA binding; ATP binding
Source: RefSeq, a predicted model, not a curated record